ACGGUUCAGUCUUUAAACUGUUAGCAACCUGUAACAAUCUUUUUUCCCUCCCGUGAUCGGAGCUUCAAAGUUGCCAUUGAAUUUUCAGCUUUUUUUCUUGCCUCUUACUGCUUUGACUCGUUCACGGAUAGUUAGAUCAGCGAUAAAUGUCAAAGAAAUCAGUGAUUUUUUUCAUUAUAAUUAAUCUGAAAAGCAACGAAUAUUUUGAUGGCAAGUUGUUACUAACUCUUGAUAACAGUGUCGCGGAUGUGUGAAAGUUUUCGGGAGAGCAAGAAAUUUUUUUUGGAUGGUUUGCCGUUCUCGUUGUUCAACGAGAUCGAAGAUAAGGGCGGGUGCAUAUCAAAUUUUCGGAAGACAUUUUUUCUUUCGUACACCUUUAUUCUAUCGGCGGAGCGAUGGAUUUUCGUGAGAGAUGAUAACGUAGGAUGAUGGACAGUGGUGAAUUUUUUGAAGUAAAACGUCAAUGAAUUCGGGCGUAUUCCACAUCGUCUGAGUAUACGGGCCGAAAGAUCAAAGUUUUGUAACAUUUGGAGGAUCCUUGAAUGUUUUAUAAUUAAUUCACGUGCUGGAUUCAUUGAAAAAUACGAGCCAGCAAUCUAGACUUGGACCGAAUUUCGCAUCAGUUUAAUGAAGUUCAUUAACAUUGAAAUGUGGCUGUCGAAAAGACAUUGACAUUUGAUUUCGUCGCGCCUCUAACCCGAUGUAUAACCGUCAAUGAUUUAUAAUUAUGCAUGUCACGCAAGCUGCAGGAUACUUUUACCGGUAAACUGAUAAGUAGCGGUAAAGCAUAACAAAAGUACAGGACGACAGAGAAAUUUGUAUUCCGUAGACGCAAUAGAUUUAAUUUGCGUCGCUAAUCAUUAAAUAUUCACGUGUGGCAUGAUCGCUUUAGAGUCUCCUAAAAAACGACCGUUGUUUAACGAAUAACGAAUAUUUGCAAAUUGAAUCUUGGAUAAGUGUCGAGAAAGGAAAAAUUCGUUUGUAAAAUUAGCGUUCUUAUAGAAUUCAUCGUCGGAUCUAAUUGUAAAUUUGAUUUGAAGAGAUGUCAAAAAUAAUUUUCCCAAUAUAUCUGGUUAUUUUUAUAGCCAUAGGAAAUUGCGAAAAAUCUCGCGGAAUAUUCGAAGAUUUAUUCAAUGGCUAUAAUGGAUUCUUGCAAAACUUUGAUAACCCGCAGGUAGACGAUGAAAAUAAUAUAUUACAAGAAUACGACUUUGUCAUUAUCGGGGCCGGGUCUGGGGGAUCAGUCCUCGCGAAUCGUCUAACAGAAAUUCCCGAGUGGAACGUGCUUCUCAUUGAGGCUGGAAAGGAUGAAUUUUUUCUCACGGACGUGCCGUUGCUCGCCCCUACGCUUCACAUAACGGCGUAUAACUGGGGGUACAAAACGGAGCCAGGAUUUCCCGACGAAAAUGGAAACGGCGGUUUCUGUCUUGGAAUGGAAGAAGGUCGAUGCAACUGGCCGAGGGGAAAAGCCGUCGGGGGUAGUUCCGUGAUAAACUACAUGAUGUACACAAGGGGUUCGAAAAGCGACUACGACUCAUGGGCAGCCCAAGGGAACCCGGGAUGGAGCUACGAAGAUGUCCUUCCGUAUUUUCGAAAGUCCGAGAACAACCGAAUCGACGGUUUAGACGAUCGUUAUCACGGCAAUUCGGGAUAUCUUGACGUCGAUUAUUCUCCAUACGUUUCAAAACUGAGAGAUCUCUUUUUAAAUUCUGCUAAAGAAAUGGGUUACAAAGUGAACGAUUAUAACGGAGAAAGAUUCCUCGGUUUUUCGGUCGCCCAAGCCAACCUCAGAGGCGGACGUCGUGUCAGUGCGAGCAAAGCUUUUCUACGACCCGUUCGCAGCAGAAGAAAUUUUCACGUAUCGAAGUACUCGAGAGUAACGAAAAUUGUCAUCGAUCCGGCAACGAGGAUCGCUACCGGUGUGGAGUUCGUGAAAAAUAGACGAAAGUACUUCGUCGGAGCUUCGAAAGAAGUCCUUCUCUCCGCCGGUGCCCUAAACUCACCCCAGUUGCUGAUGCUUUCGGGAAUCGGUCCCAGAGAUCACCUGGAAUCGUUGGGCAUUCCGGUCCUCCAGGAACUUCCUGUGGGAUACAACCUACAGGAUCACGUGAGCAUGUCGCUUUUAACUUUCCUUGUCAAUGACAGCGUUACGAUAAUUGAAUCCCGCGUGGCGACCAACCCGGUGAACACCUUCGAUUACCUCGUCAGGGGUAGUGGCCCAUUAACGAUACCUGGGGGAGCCGAAGGGCUCGCCUUUAUCAACACAAAAAAGAGCCUGAGAACUUCAACGAAGUGGGGAAGAAAAAUUGAAAAUUCACUUUCCGGUAGCUACGGAGAAUUCGCGAAUGAAUAUGAAGAUGACUACGCGGAUAUAGAGAUCGUGAUGGGUUUGGGCAGCCUAACCGGCGACACGUCCGGUAGUCUGAAAGGCAUAAUGGGUCUGUCUGAUGAAUUAGUGCACGACGUUUUCCAUGGGUACGAAGGAAGAGACGGUUUCAGCCUUGUUCCAAUAUUGCUCCAUCCGAAGAGCAGGGGACGAGUUACCUUGAAAAGCUCCGAUCCUUUUCACUGGCCCGUUUUACAAGCUAAUUAUUACCAGAAUCCCGACGACUUGGAAACAAUUGUCCGAGGCAUUAAGAAGGCUAUACAAGUGGCAGCUACAACUCCUUUCAAAAAAUACAACACCACGAUAUUACCGCUCAACAUUGCCGGAUGUCGUCACAUCGCAUUCAACACCGACCCUUACUGGGCUUGUGUCGCUCGACACGUAACCACCACCCUCGGACACUUGGUUGGCACCUGCAAGAUGGCCCCCGUUGAGGACUCCGGUGUCGUUGACGCCGCUCUCAAAGUUUAUGGAAUAAAAAAUUUGAGGGUUGUCGACGCCAGCAUUAUGCCUACUAUAAUUGCCGGGCACACCAACGCUCCGACCAUCAUGAUCGGUGAAAAAGCCAGCGACAUGAUAAAAUUCGAUUGGCAAGGGUUCGUCUGAUUCUCAAUAAAAUCAAACGAUCCGAAAAUUGAGAGACGAAAGAACGAAAAGCAAUUUUCUCGUGUCCGUGGGGCGAAUUAUACGAUAUAAUGAAACGCAAAUUGCGUUUAACCAAUCUAAUUAUGAUACGAGUUUUAUAAACUCAUUACAUGAAGAAAUCUCAUUAUUUCAUUGUAAAUAACCGACUGCAUUUAAUGAAUGGCGUAUGUUUCUCGUAUUGUUAUUAUUUAGAGGAACAAUUUACGAUAAUCAGGAAUGAAACGCGACAACGGUUAUUGUCGAAGUCUGGAUCAGUCAAGGACAAUAUUUCUGGCACAUGAACUGCACGGUGAUGCAUAUCCGUGCGAUAUAUCUGAAUGCAGUAACUGGUCAGUGACUAAAGAGAAGAGUAUGAAAAAUAACAAUAUAGGUAUAAUACUUGGCUUGUUGCCGUGUCGAUUUAGCGACUGACAUUAUUUAUUUAUAAUUAGUUGGGUGUUUUACUGCGCAUAAGCUUGACCGUGUCAUGCGAUGGAAUGCACGCACGUCUUUCGAAAAAUAAGAGAAGAUCCAUUCCGCUCGCCUUCUGUAUUGAAUACAUUAUACAUGUAGAUUUACCUACGCCUA
Athalia rosae (coleseed sawfly) is the source of this 3598-nucleotide messenger RNA. RefSeq names its product glucose dehydrogenase [FAD, quinone]-like. NCBI's taxonomy places the organism in Eukaryota, Metazoa, Arthropoda, Insecta, Hymenoptera, Athaliidae. Gene Ontology annotation, molecular function: flavin adenine dinucleotide binding; oxidoreductase activity, acting on CH-OH group of donors. Bases 1043 to 2992 code for a protein of 649 amino acids. The transcript has 3 exons. The record is from RefSeq and is a predicted model, not a curated record.